Molecule: messenger RNA, 1905 nt
Organism: Trematosphaeria pertusa
Lineage: Eukaryota; Fungi; Ascomycota; Dothideomycetes; Pleosporales; Trematosphaeriaceae
Exons: 2
Coding region: 1-1905 (634 amino acids)
Source: RefSeq, a predicted model, not a curated record
AUGGAACACUUUGGUCACGAUGCUUUCUACGUUAAUCUUGAAGCGUCUCCCACGCCAGGCAACAACGAAUCAGACCUGGCCGCGUACUCCGAUUGGGCAACCAAUCCAUCUUCAGCAGCUCCCGCACAAUCUUUAGCCCCGCAUGAGAACCCUAGCCAGCACAACGGCAUCGAUGGCUUCCCCUUUGGUAAUCCGGGAUCUCUUGCGUUCAUCAAUCCAAGCGUCCUCCAGCAGUCAUCUCCGCAUACCAUUCAUUCCAAUGGAGCCUUUUGGUAUUCGCAUCAUUUGGAGCCUUUGAGAAAUAUGCAUUCCGACACUUCAGACUCUUCUCGCUCCAUAUCAAGCCAGCCAAACGCUCAACAAAGCAGCGCCCUUUCUUUUGGUCGGCGCCCUUCCUCCGCCCUUUCCCCGCGCCAACACGCACCAUUCCGAGCGUCAUCUUACAAUCGACAGCCCAUGUCAACAACCGCUCAACAUCAUGAAGAUCAUGGUAGGCUACUCUCUCAGACUUUUCGAAGCCCCUUUAUUGCACAGCAAGCGAAGAUCUCACAUAAUUCUACAUUUCCAGUUAAAGGGGGAAAGAGAUCUCGCGAUCCUCCACCUCUUCCCAAUGCGGUCUCGGAUGACCCGUUGCAGCGAUCCCCCAAACUCGCUAGGCUAGGAUCCGAAGAGGAGUAUCGAGAGGAUUCCCGCCAACCCUACACCACCGACCGGUCUGAAUACGUCAAGAGCAACGCUAUGCAACCAUCCGGUCAGCAUCUACCUUGGAGGACGGAGGCGUACAAGUUGACGCACAAACAGAAGAAGUUCAUCCGGCAGUGGUUUGAAAGCUUCGCUACCGACCAGCCCCAACGGUUCCCACCCAGCGAGACGAUCAACGCUUUGGCUACGCUUGUGCAGGCGUCCCAGCAAACCGUCCUUGACUAUAUCAACAAGAAAUAUAUCACGCCGGAGACAACAGUGGCAUCAUCCAGAUUACAAGAUCCUGAGUCUCACCCUUUGGCGGAUGAUAGGCAACGUAAAGACACCUUUGCCGGCUACACCGUCAAGGACGCGAAUCGUCACCUGGCCCCAGCCACCCUCCAAUUAGUGGAGAAGUACGUCGCUGCAUGCCAACGACGUCGAGCUCAGAUCGAUGGCCGCCGUAGCGUGAAUGCAGGCCCCUUUCGAUGCACAUUCGGGUGCGGGUAUCAGACCAAACGAGCGUUCGAUUGGCGACGACACGAAGAGACACAUGAGCCGCAGGAGCUAUGGCUCUGUCUCCUUUGCUACCAGAACAACCACGAGCAAAACCCAUUUCUCGUCAAUCGAAAGGACAAGUUCCUCAAGCAUGCGAAGGAAGCGCACAAAGGCUGGGAGGCAGAGACAGUGCUCGAUAUGUCCAAGGUUGAUUUCCACGCGAACUUCAACCCGCAGUGUCCCUUAUGUCCAGAGGUAUCUCAGUCCUGGGACGAGCGGUGCCGACAUAUUUUGGGCCAUUAUGAAGACGAGAUGCAAAAUGGAUUAGGGCGGACUUCGCGGCAGCCGAAAAGUUCGGAUAUAGGCAGCUCAUCGGAUGAAGACAGGAAGGGAUUCCGUGUUCAACCUAGCUCCAGCGAUUUCCAGAACGAAGCCAAUGACCACGCAACCAGCCUGAACUCGAUCCUGGCCUCGAGGAAUUCAACAGGCCCUGCUCGUGGAGUACAAGGAGCCACACGUCGGCCUUCACAGCAGCAAAUCAGUACCAGCACAGAGGCUGAAGGAGUUCCGAGUGGUAUAAGCACGUUUGGCUCCUCCACCGAUAGCGCAUAUCCCAGUCCUUUUCGAGCCCGGCUCAGCACGCAUCGUAUCGCACCAGCUAAAGGAGGCAGCGAGCCGGCCAUCCAUUCUCCUUCCGAUGAGCAUGAACCGCCGACCCAGCAUUAA